UCCAUCUCACACUCACACUCUCUACGUCCACACUUGCUGUCUGCUAAAUAACAGUGUCAGGAAUACCAUCUAUCAUGGUGGGCUACUGUCCCAUCUGUGGGAAACCCGUCUACUUUGGUGAGAAGAAGAGGUCGUUGGGGCGUGACUACCACCCUCUGUGUCUGAAGUGUCAACAGUGUCAGAGACAGUUGACCCCAGGACAACAUGCAGAG
Molecule: messenger RNA, 212 nt
Organism: Coregonus clupeaformis (lake whitefish)
Lineage: Eukaryota; Metazoa; Chordata; Actinopteri; Salmoniformes; Salmonidae
Product: cysteine-rich protein 2-like
Exons: 2
Biological process (GO): regulation of gene expression; intrinsic apoptotic signaling pathway in response to DNA damage
Molecular function (GO): zinc ion binding
Source: RefSeq, a predicted model, not a curated record